CCUAACACAGUUGCCUAUGGAAAUCAAUGCAGUUAACUUCUCUCCUAACGUUCUUUGUCAUUGAUUUGGAUGGCCAACCCUUCCCCGUUUUGCUGUUUUUGUCACAUUCCAUUCGUUCCUUCUCCAGCUUGCUCAUGUUUUCUCUGGAAUUUCCUCUGUUUUCUCGCCAGAAAACCCAUAAUUCCUAUACUCUCUACACUACCUAUCACUUGCCCCCUGCCUUUCUUUUGGGAGUUGCUUUCGCUUAAAUCUCCAAGUUCAUAGCCUUUUCCAUCCGUUUGCUUAAAUGGGUAUUUCUCAAAACUUUAUUUUGAUCACAGCUUGGUUGCUUGUUGGAGUUGCUGCAGCUUGCUCCAAUGGAGAGUGCAGGCUAUUAGAUGAAUGCUCAUCCGACCAAGAUUGUGAAGCUGGACUUUAUUGUUUCUCUUGCCCACAAGGAUUUUCAGGUUCUAGAUGCGUAAGGUCAACAAUCAGUGACCAAUUCAAGCUUCUGAACAAUUCUCUUCCUUUGAACAAGUAUGCAUUUUUGACAACCCAUAAUGCUUAUGCAAUUGAUGGGUAUCCAUCUCACACUGGAGUUCCUAGAGUUACUUUCACAAAUCAAGAAGACAAUGUCACUCAGCAGCUAAAUAACGGAGCUCGAGCGUUGAUGCUUGAUACAUACGAUUUUCGUAAUGAUGUAUGGUUGUGCCAUUCAUUUAAAGGACAAUGUCAUGACUAUACUGCAUUUGGUCCUGCUAUUGAUACACUAAAAGAAAUUGAAGCUUUCUUAUCAGCAAAUCCAUCAGAAAUUGUGACAAUAAUCUUAGAAGAUUAUGUUCAAGCCCCCAAAGGACUUACAAAGGUGUUCACUGAUGCUGGGUUGAUGAAAUACUGGUUUCCGCUCACAAACAUGCCUAAAAAUGGCCAAGACUGGCCUCUAGUCAGUGACAUGGUAAAAAAUAACCAGAGGCUCCUUGUGUUCACUUCAAUUAAAUCCAAGGAAGAAAGUGAAGGAAUUGCUUACCAAUGGAAUUACAUGGUUGAAAAUCACUAUGGGGAUGAUGGAAUGAAGGCAGGAAGUUGUUCUAAUAGAGGAGAAUCAAGUGCUCUUGAUGACAAGAGCAAAUCCUUGGUGCUAGUAAAUUACUUUGGGUCUAUACCCAUGAAGGAACUUACUUGUGAAGAUAACUCGGGGAAUCUAAUAAAUAUGCUUCAAACUUGUUAUGGUGCUUCUGGUAACAGAUGGGCUAAUUUUGUAGCAGUUGAUUAUUACAAGAGAAGUGAAGGAGGAGGAUCAUUUCAAGCAGUGGACACUCUGAAUGGGAAGUUGUUGUGCGGGUGCGAUGACGUCCAUGCUUGCCUGCCUGGAUCAACUUCAAGAGCUUGCUCCUCUUGAGAUAAUUUCAGCGAGAGGAAAUUUGCAUAGUUAUUUUUGAAUAAAGAUUUGGAUAAUGUUCUUUACAAUAAAAAUUGUUGUACACCAUCCUGGAU
Manihot esculenta (cassava) is the source of this 1473-nucleotide messenger RNA. Its product is annotated as PI-PLC X domain-containing protein At5g67130. The transcript is spliced from 8 exons. The coding region runs from base 287 to 1378 and encodes 363 amino acids. The record is from RefSeq and is a predicted model, not a curated record. Gene Ontology annotation, molecular function: phosphoric diester hydrolase activity. Gene Ontology annotation, biological process: lipid metabolic process. NCBI's taxonomy places the organism in Eukaryota, Viridiplantae, Streptophyta, Magnoliopsida, Malpighiales, Euphorbiaceae.